CCCGGGAGGCCGGCCGGCCGGGGCUGGGAGCUGAGCCUCAUGCGCCGCCGCCUUCCCCGACGAUGUUCCCCUCCCGGCGGAAAGCGGCGCAGCUGCCCUGGGAGGACGGCAGGUCCAGGUUGCUUCCUGCUGGCCUGCCCCGGAAAUGCUCUGUCUUCCACCUCUUCGUUGCCUGUCUCUUACUGGGCUUCCUCUCCCUGCUCUGGCUGCAGCUCAGCUGCUCAGGUGACGUGGCCCAGGUGGCCAGGGGACAAGGGCAGGAGACCCCAGGCCCACCUCGGGUCUGCCCCCCAGAGCUGCCUCCUGAGCACUGGGAAGAAGACCCAUCCUGGGGUCCCCACCGCCUGGCAGUGCUGGUGCCCUUCCGCGAGCGCUUCGAGGAGCUCCUGGUCUUCGUGCCCCACCUGCAUCGCUUCCUGAGCAGGAAGAAGAUCCAGCACCACAUCUAUGUGCUCAACCAAGUGGACCAUUUCAGGUUUAACCGAGCGGCACUCAUCAACGUGGGCUUCCUGGAGAGCAGCAACAGCACAGACUAUAUUGCCAUGCACGACGUGGACCUGCUGCCCCUCAAUGAGGAGCUGGACUACGGCUUCCCUGAGGCCGGGCCCUUCCACGUGGCCUCCCCGGAGCUUCACCCUCUCUACCACUACAAGACCUACGUGGGCGGCAUCCUGCUGCUCUCCAAGCAGCACUACCAGCUGGAGGACAGGCAAGUGACAUUGCCUGUCUCUGUCAGUGCAACGGCAUGUCCAACCGCUUCUGGGGCUGGGGCCGUGAGGAUGACGAGUUCUACCGCCGCAUUAAAGGAGCUGGACUCCAGCUUUUCCGCCCUUCCGGAAUCACAACUGGGUAUAAGACAUUUCAACACCUGCAUGACCCAGCCUGGCGCAAGAGGGACCAGAAGCGCAUUGCAGCUCAAAAACAGGAGCAAUUCAAGGUGGACCGGGAGGGAGGCCUAAGCACCGUGCGGUACCGUGUGGAUGCCCGGACAGCGCUGUCUGUGGGUGGAGCCCCCUGCACGGUCCUCAACAUCAUGCUGGACUGCGAUCAGGCUGCCACCCCUUGGUGCACAUUCGGCUGAGUGGGCUGGACAGUACAAAGCCUGUGCCUGCAGGCUACACUGCUGCUCACCCAGUGCAAGGCUUUGGGCCAGGCCAGCUCCCAUAGGAUGUGAGUGGCCUGAAGCUACCGACAGCCAGCCCAGUGGCAGGCAGAGCUGGGCCAGGACAUACAUUGUGCCUGGACACCACCAGCAAUAAACAGUGAUGGGGAGAGGCUGGAGUGAGGCCCCCUGGGACUGUCCACCCUGCUGUCUGCCUGCCCCACUCACCCUCCUUCAAAUGCUGAGAUCUGAGCAUGGUGGGAGGGUUCCUGGGCCAGCGGGGCUGAACAGGACCAUCUCUGAUCAGCCUGGUUUUGGCCCUUCUGCUCUGAGCCACCUUGGGCAGAGACACAGUUUGGAAGCCAGGCAGCUGAUGUCAGUGGACUGAGACGCAGGGAGGGCUGGAACUCCAGAAACCAGGGUGCAAGCCCCGCAAAGAGGGACAGCUGAGGCUCAGCUCCAGCUGUUUGUCACCAGGCAGGAGUGUGGACUUAGUGUUGCCAGAUCUCCUGUUUCUUCAAAAGAAACCAGAAUUCUGGAUCCUUAAGUGAAAUCUUCUGAUUUUUAAAAGAUAGCAAUUGAAACUUUCAAAAAAUAUGGCAGACCAAACAAAAUGUAUUGUGGGCCACUAGUUUGUCACCUUUGGUUGAGGGGUAGGGGAUGGGGAAAAGAUGACACCUUUCUGAAUUCUAAGCUGGCAAGGAAUUGGUGCAGGGCUGGGGACAACACAUCCAGGGGAAGCUCCGGGUGAGAGGAGAAACCCAAAGCACAAGGUUCCUGUGCCCCCACAGGCCUGUGGGAUUCCAGGGCGCUCCCUCUGUGCCCCUCUGGGCAGUCUGGCCACCUGCAGGCCCUGUCGGGCUUGGACUCCGAUCUCCCCCAGGAGGGCUGCUUCAUCCUGCCUCAUGGAGGUAGAUGGAGAAAGGAGGGCAACUGAAGAAAUAGAUCUGCAGGACUGGGCUGAGGGCAGACAGGGCGCAGUGGCAAGGACUGAGGUCUUGGCUUGAGGGAGGGCAGGUGACGUUCCUGAGGAGGAGGAGGAAGAUGCAGAGAAGUAGAAUCUCUGGAGCGUUCCCAAAGUACAGGGCAGAUCACCAGUGAUCACCAGAUGCCAAGGAGAGAUCAAGAGCAAGAGCCGAGGGAAGCCCUGGGAUUGGUCUUGGGAAAACAUUCUGAGGGAAGCCUGGGGCCAACAAGAGAACGCGAGGUUGCAGGCCCUGCAAGGUAGAUGGCCCCUACUAGGUGUUUGACUGCAAAUGUUUGGGGCAGAAGCCAGAGGAGACUGUUACAACCAGUUAAGGUUGGCUUAAAGAUAAUGUUGGGACACCUGAGGUGCUGGAAAAGGGAAGGAUUGAGGCCCAGAGUUUAGGAGGGUGGAGUCAACAGUGCUGGUCUCAAAAGACUCUGCUGGGAUAAUCUCAGGGCUGCUGUGUGCUGUUGUAUGGGUUGUGCACUGUACCACUUGUGCAUAAGCCAAGAGAUUUAAACAAAGAUGGCUGAGGUGAAGCUUCAGACUUCACGUGACUGUUCAGAUAUAUGGCUGAGGGCCCUUGUGAACCUAAACUGGCCUCACGUACUACAGUGAGGGGCACACAGGCCAGAACCACAGUGCAGGGCUGGAGGGAGGGAUUUUCUCAACUCCAGGCCCAGGAGAGGGGAAUGAGAUGCUUUCUGUGACCAGUCUCCUGGGCAGCCCUGGCUGUGUCACCUGGGAGUUAUAUAAAAUGGGGACAGUAAUGCAGCCCCCUGGAGUUGGUGGGGAUGGAUAUGAUAUCAAAGCCCCCAGACCUGUAGUCACCUGGCAUGGAGGAAAACCUUGAAGUUCCUUUCCACCUGUACCAGGGAAAGAGGAGUAGGCAGAGCUCUGGAGAACGUGAGGAUUCCUUCACCUCACAGCACAGCUGACACGGCCUGGGCUAGAGGCGCAGCUACCUGCCCCAUGCCCCUGCGAUCCUCCACCUUCUCUGCAUAGCACACCAGUGGGUGCCUUGGGCUGGGCCUAGUGUAGCCCAAAUCUACAGCCCCCCUCACUUCCCACCCUGGGCCUCCACUGAGCCACUGUAGGGAAGGAAGAGGUCUGAAUGGUGGUUGCCAUGGGGAAGCAGAUGGCUCUGCCUUUCUGCACCUCAGUUGCUUCCUCCACGAGAGGGACUAACAUCCCUGCCUUGUUGGCUAGGCCAUGGUUUAAAUGAACCCAGGGUGUAGGCACAUCUGGCAUGGUGCUUGGCCAGCGUGGUCGUCGUAGUAAUAAUAAGGAACACUUGUUGAGCAUUCACAAGGUAAAGUUUCUUUACAUUGGGUUAUUUCCCUUAAGCCAUCCUACCUAAGAGCUGUUGGCCCCCCCGACUCGUGGCAGCCCCUUGUACAACUGAACAAAAUGCUGCCCAGUCCUUUGCCAUUCCGUGAUUGAUUGCAGAUCAGACCACUGUGAUUCAUAGGGUUUUUACUGGGUGAUUUUUUUCAGAAGUAGCUUGCCAGGCCUUUGUUCCUAGUCUAUAUGUCAUAAUCUGGAAGGUCUGUUGAAACCGGUUCAGCAUCAUAGCAGUACACAAACCUCCACUGAUGGAUGGGUGGUGGCUGCACAUGGGCUCAUUGGCAAUAAAUCAAAGCCAGGUCUCUCGCAUGGAAGGUGAGAAUUCUACCUCCGAACCACUAAUGUCUCACCUGAGAGCUAGGUGCUAUUUAUUUUAAAGGUAUUUUUAUUGUUGUAGAAAUAGAUAUAACACAUUUCCCAAUUCAGCAUCUUUUAGGUGUACAGUUUAAUGAUAUCAGUGACAUUAAUCACGUUGUGUAACCAUCACCCGUAGUGUUGCCCGUUUUCCCAUCACUAAACAAACACCCAGUAGAACAAAAAGCCAAACCCACUACGGUCGAUUCCAGCUUUCUAUCCUAUGGGACAGUGGAACUGCCGCAAGGGGUUCCUAAGGCUGUAAUCUUUAUGGAAGCAGAAUGCCACAUCUCUCUCCCAAGGAGCAGCUGGUGGCUUUGAACCAAAAGGUUAGCUGCUGAGCACUUUAACCACUGUGCCACCAGGGAUCCUUAGACACCCACUAGAUACUAUUUAUUUAUUUGAAGAUACUUUAAGGCAGGUUACAACACAGCUUUUGGCCCAUCCUGCCACUGGACAAGGUACAAAUGCUUGCUCGGCAGCUGGGUGCAUUCUUUAGUAGCAUGUUUGAAAAAUGAAUAAGAAUGCAUAUAAAACAAAUAUUCAAAUAGUUUCCACAGGAACACAGAUAAGUGUGACCCCAUCUCCUAGUCUUCCAUAUUGUUGUAUCUGUGCCAACUAACUCUUAUAAAGACAUUUCAAAACUAGCAAUAAUUAAGUUAAAUGGUCCCCCCCAGAUCCCUUAAUUCAAGCUAAACUCACGGUUAACACCUAGAGAAAUGGCACCUACACGUUAGUACUGGCUGAAGCACAAGUCGCUGGAUGGCGUUGCACGCCCCUUACCCAAGCACAGGGCAGGCAGCGUGCUGACAUCCUGCUCCUCCACUUCAGAUGGGAAGUCGUGGCUCUCGAUUUGCUGCAUGAGUUGCCAUGUUGGCCUGGACAUCACAUAGCAGAUAGCUGGCCUCUGGAACCCAUCGAAAGUAGAAGCAGCAGCAACAGUGUAAGCACCGAACUUUUCGAACAGCAUUUAAUCACCCACAUGCAUUUCUAGCAGGUCACAGUGUUCAACAAUCCAAUCAAGGCCAUCACAUGUCAGUCCCCACAUGCUAGAUGAAUAAUACUUCUCAUCUGGCUUGGGGCACUUUUGCAGAAGGGGCUUUACAUGUGCGUGAUCAUAAAGGACGCAGUUGAACUGAUCCAUAAACUCCAUCAUUCACAUAAUACAUAAAGGUUUGUUCACUUGAUUCAGCUUUAUCAGAGCCUAUCUGUUUCUUUCAUACAAUUUUCUUUACAAUAUUAACACCAAGGGUGAAAGCUGAUGCAACAUAGGAUCUGCCUGGCUCAACUAUGAUUUUCACUCCAGAAUCUGAUGGAAAAUACUUGUCAAUUGCUGGGUUGAUUACACUGGUGAUCUCUUCAAAUUUAAGCGUCACAUCCUCAGAUCCAGGAAAGCCGCCACCAAUAUCAAGCAGACACAUGCUGAAACCAACCUCAGCUCCCAUGUCAAAGACACAGCGGUUAUCAGAGAUGGCCAGCACAAAGGUCUCAGGGUCGGUACAGCCACUUCCCACAUGGAAGCUGACACCAAUGAUAUCAAUAUUUAGCUCUUCAGCCCAUUCCAAAGGAAGCUUGCUGGUUCUGAGUGCGGCACUGCCCCCCCCAAAAUGUGUGUAUCAAUUUGGCUGAGCUGCAAUUCCCAGUAUUGUGUGAUUUUCCUAUACGUUGCAAAUCCUGCCUCUAUGAUGUUAAUGAGGGAGAAUGCGAGGCAGUUGUGUUAGUGACGCAGGACUCAAUCUACAAGUUUGGGUUGUGUCUUGAGGCAAUCUCUUGAGAUAUAAAAGAAAGCAAGCAGAGAGAAGGGGACCUCUUACCACCAAGAAAACAGUGCUGGGAGCAGAGUGUGUCCUUUGGACCCGGAGUCCCUGCACAGAGGAGCUCCUAGUCUGGGGGAAGACUGAUGAGAAGGCUGACAGAGAGAAAAAGCCUUCCCCUGGAGCUGACGCCCUGAAUUUGGACUUUCAGCCUACUUUACUGUUGAAGGAAUAAACUCUUUGUUAAAGCCAUCCACUUGUUAGGCAGCACUACAUGGGUAAGACAGGUACCAGAUUUAACACGCAGGCCACGGACUGCUUUGGAACCAACUCGGCCUUGGGAUGUGCCCUGGCAACUUUAAUCAACUCGACCUCGCUAUCAAAAGUCAUCAUCUGAACUCCAUUCCUGGCAGCAUACUUAAUUUGAGAUACUUGUUUACAAGGAUUUGCAUAGAUUAUCCUCUCUGGAGGUACACCAAGCCCCAGUGGUGUUACAGUCUUGCUAGCGCAGUCAGAUCCUGUCCCGAUAGCAGCUAGGGUCUUCACCAGGGCUCUACUGUCAUUACAUUUGACGGCAUAAAAGGGGGUGACACGUGGAAGAGCUUUGAACCAUCUUCGAUGUUCCUUUAGGAUGUCACCAAGGCAUCUUCAUCUGAAGAAGAGACUUCAUUAGUUUUUUAGUCCAGAAUGUCCUUGGCAGUAAAACCUGCAACAAGGAAAUGGCAGUCAAACUCUUUACGAC
Messenger RNA from Loxodonta africana (African savanna elephant), 6266 nucleotides. RefSeq names its product beta-1,4-galactosyltransferase 7 (gene B4GALT7). The transcript is spliced from 6 exons. Gene Ontology annotation, cellular component: Golgi apparatus. Gene Ontology annotation, biological process: carbohydrate metabolic process; proteoglycan biosynthetic process. NCBI's taxonomy places the organism in Eukaryota, Metazoa, Chordata, Mammalia, Proboscidea, Elephantidae. The record is from RefSeq and is a predicted model, not a curated record. Gene Ontology annotation, molecular function: xylosylprotein 4-beta-galactosyltransferase activity. Bases 63 to 959 code for a protein of 298 amino acids.